UUGUCCUCACAUCUCUUACAAUUAAGACACUAAUUACCAUCAUCUCAUUCCUAUAAGGCAACAAAUUACAAAUUAAAAUGGCUGAUGAAAAAAAGUUAGUCCGUUUUGGCAUCCUAGGAUGUGCCAACAUCUCCAUCAAGCUAUGCAAAGCCAUAAGCAAAGCACCAAACGCCACACUCCAUGCCCUAGGCAGCCGGUCCGUCGAGAAGGCGGCGGCGUUUGCGGCCGAGCAAGGCCUGCCCACGGCGGUUAGGGUUUACGGGAGCUACGAGGCCGUGUUGGAUGACGAGGAGGUGGACGCCGUGUACGUCCCUCUUCCGACGGCUUUGCACGUGACGUGGGCGGUGAGGGCGGCGGAGAGGCGGAAGCACGUGCUGCUGGAGAAGCCGGCGGCGAUGAACGCGGCGGAGCUGGACCGGAUUCUUGAGGCGUGCGAGGCUCAUGGGGUGCAGUUCAUGGAUGGCACCAUGUGGGUGCACCACCCUCGAACGGCUAAAAUGAAGGAGGCUUUGUCUGAUGCUCAGCGUUUUGGUCAACUCAAAUGGAUACACACUUCCCUCACAUACAACCCUGGUCCUGAAUUUCUGAAAAACAGCAUUCGGGUGAAGCCAGAUUUAGAUGGUCUCGGUGCCCUAGGUGACACUGGUUGGUAUUGCAUCAGAGCAAUCUUAUGGGCAGUGGAUUAUGAACUUCCAAAAUCAGUGCUUGCAUUCCCAGGUGCCAUUCUCAACGAAGAAGGUGUAAUAAUCUCUUGUGGCUCUUCCAUGCACUGGGAAGAUGGAAAAUCUGCAACCUUUCACUGUUCUUUCUUAUCCUAUGUCACCUUUGAUGCAACAUUUUUGGGCACAAAAGGGUCUAUUCGCCUCAAUGAUUUUGUUCUUCCGUUUGAAGAAAGUUUAGGGUAUGGAACCUUUUUGGAGUCCUCAGAGUUGGAUUAUGGGAAGAUUGAGCCAGGAAUGUGGUGCCCUAAGCCAAAUGAACAUGUUGUGGAAACGGAGUUUUCUCAAGAUGUUUGCAUGGUUAAGGAGUUUGCUGAUUUGGUUAUUAAGGUUAAGGGGUGUGAAACGAAGCCUGAGAAAAUUUGGCCAAUUUUGAGUAGAAAGACUCAAGUGGUGUUGGAUGCAGUGAAAGAGUCCAUUCAGAGAGGUUACCAACCAGUUGAAAUCGUGAGUUAGUUUUUUUUUUUCUCCCCAUCAAUUGUGAAUUAGAUGGAGCAUGUAUUUUUGUACAUGUUUUCUAUAUGUACAAAGAUGAAAAUUACAUGAAAUGGUCUGUAAAAUGCAAGUCGAUUAAUUGUUGAAAUUAAUUUAUGUUAAUUAUUGGCAAUUCUCGGCAUUUAUGUAGUGGGAAUUUGGGGGCCAAGUUUUUCUGUGGAAGUUGUAAAAUUAUUUUUGAUACAUGCAUGUAAUCCUAAGGAGUUAGAUUUGUGGUGAUGAAAAUAAAAUUAUUUAUCUUAGCUUUU
Cajanus cajan (pigeon pea) is the source of this 1462-nucleotide messenger RNA. RefSeq names its product putative oxidoreductase At4g09670. The record is from RefSeq and is a predicted model, not a curated record. Lineage: Eukaryota; Viridiplantae; Streptophyta; Magnoliopsida; Fabales; Fabaceae. Gene Ontology annotation, molecular function: nucleotide binding.